Molecule: messenger RNA, 973 nt
Organism: Effrenium voratum
Lineage: Eukaryota; Dinophyceae; Suessiales; Symbiodiniaceae
Source: the annotation of a GenBank genome assembly
AUAGCAACGCCACAGUGAUUCGACAAAUGCGGCUUUGCCUGCCCGCAUGCCUCUGUGUUUGCGCUGGCGCUGGCGCUGUCGAGUCGACACGGCGGAACAACGAAGUGCAGAGCCUCUACAGCUCCGGAGCGGCAAUCGCAGUGACGCAGAACAAGGGCCUCAAGCGAGGUGAAGAUGUAGUCGUCACGCCGGAAAGCAACGGCGUGUUCAACGUAACCCUGCUGAUGGACGGACAUGGUGGCCAGGGCAUCAUGAAGCGAUCGCUGGAUUUGCAGCAGGGCCUUUUGAAUGCCUGCCGAGUUGCUGCAGACUGGCCCAAAUGUGCCAGAGAGGCGGUGCAGAACUUCCAGGAUCGGGCGCGACAGAUGCAGUAUCGGGGAGGCGCCACACUGUUGGCCUUGCUGACUGAGGAGCGAAGCUCCAGAGUGGCCUUUGCCUGGGCCGGGGAUUCCAUGGCCAUCCUUGUGAAGCAAGGGAGAACUGCGUUCAGGACCAGCCUGCACACUACCGAAUUAGAAUCAGAAGUUCAACGAAUUCGGGGCCAUCCUGAGUACAAGUACGAGUUUCAUGAUGGGUAUCUUUGCAGCACAGAUCCCGGCGCUGGCUGCGUGAUGCCAACCCGCGGCCUUGGUGAUGUGGACUUGGAGCCUGCUGGAUUCCUAGCUGUGCCAGACACCUCAGAAUUCAUGGACCUUGCGCCUGGGGAUUUCGUGCUCAUGGCCUCAGAUGGGCUCUGGGAUGUGCUGAGCGAGGAGGAGGUGCUGGCAAGAACUCAGGUGGGAAGCCCAGAGAAGAACUUGGCCACAGCCGAAGCGCUGGCAGAGGCUGCAGUGCAAGGGUGGGCCCGGCGGUAUGGCCCGGGAGAAGCAGACGAUGUUAGCUUGCUGCUUUGCCAGCCAGUGGGUGAAGAGAAGGCUGAGCUUUGAGCUGGCAGUGAGCAAGGAUGAAAAUAGGCGAACCUGCGAGCCUUGGC